Didymodactylos carnosus is the source of this 336-nucleotide messenger RNA. Lineage: Eukaryota; Metazoa; Rotifera; Eurotatoria; Philodinida; Philodinidae. The record is from the annotation of a GenBank genome assembly.
AUGUCUACCUAUCAAAUAUAUCGUAAUACAACAUUAGGAGUAACAUUACAGGAUACGCUGGAUGAAAUGAUAUCGCAAGGAUCACUCACCGAACAAGCAGCUGGUAAAGUUUUGAGUGAAUUUGAUCGUGCGAUUAAUGUGGCUUUAGAAAAACGAACAAAUAAAAAAUGUAAUUUCCAAGGAAAAUUGAGUACAUAUCGCUUUUGUGAUAAUGUUUGGACAUUAGUACUAAAAGAGUUUACUGUCAAAGAUCCAUCUAAUUCGAGCAAUUCUCCACCAUUACAUGUAGAUAAAGUUAAAAUUGUUGCAUGUGAUGGAAAAGCUACACCAACAUAA